AUGGAAUCCGCGAUAAAAAAGGCAAGACAUGAAUUAUUCGAUCUCCCAUCUAGUGAUAUAGCAAUUAAUAAUGAAGAAUCUCAAAAGUUAUAUAGGGAAUCCAUCAAAGCUCAUCCAUUUCAGGACAAUGCACAUAGUAUCGCAGAUAUUUAUGAGAAUUGUGUAUUUCGCGAUGGAAAGGACAAUGUAAUUGGUGUCCUCGUAAAGCGAGGCUUACCAGAGUAUGCAGCCAAGAUGGCAGCAAAUGUGCUUCGUUCAGCAGCCACAAAAACAUCUCUGCGGUCAAAUAUUUAUGGUGGUUCAUCACCAAACAGUGGAAUUGCUGGUUAUUUUGAUUAUCGCGGCUCGCCUAUUGAGUUCAAGUGUCGAAAAACCGUCUUCACAUAUGAAAAUGAGUGCCGAUGGAAAGAUGUGUUUCCUAUGGUGGACUACAUCAGUCAGAUCUAUAAGCACAUUAUGCCGGAUCAAUGGGCCAAACAGGAUGCUGCUAUCCCAGAUAUCACGCGUAUUCACAACUCACCCUUCUCGACAUUGACUAUUAAUUCACGCUUCCGCACCGCAUCUCAUAGGGACACCGGGGACUUUGACGAAGGCUACGGUUGUCUUGCCUGCCUGGAGGGUAAUUUCAAGGGUCUUGCACUUACGCUCGGUGAAUUUAAGGUGAACUUUGUCUUACGUCCACUGGAUGUUUUACUUUUUAAUACGCAUCUCUUGCACUCCAAUACGGAAUCGGAGUUGAUGGACGAUAACUGGACUAGACUGACUUGUGUAUUCUACUACCGUACAUCACUCGGAGAACCUGCAAGUUACGCUGAGUACCAGCGUCGUCUUCAAGCUGCCCUAAAUUCAAAAUGCUCUAAACCACCAGUGGUUCGCUCUAUUGUGGUGAAAAGCAACGGUAGCACUACGUGUAAGCCUUCAAUAUUGAAUCCAUUGUGCUUAACACCAUUUUGGUUCACAACUGUUCUACACUGCUUGUCGCACGCCCGUGACAAAGGUUUUUCUGUCCAUCAAUGGCUAUUAAAGGCUGGUUCUUUUGCUGAAGAACUGCUCUUCGGGGAGCCGCUAUGCGUUUUAGAUGGAAUUCCAGAACGCUCUGAUGACGACUUUGAGCGCGUGCAAUCAUCGGAUUCUUUCUUCAAAGUGCCUGAAACGGGUGGGUUUAAGGAAUCCAAUUUUACCAUGCAAGCGGCUGCCUUGAAUCAAAAGUAUUUGGAAAGAACUCAACUUUCCGAACUAUUGAACCCAGAAUUACUCGAUAUAUGGUUGAAGUCCCGAAAUCAUUGGUUAGAGUUAGUCAAGGAAAUAUGGCUGAAGCUGAAGGCCCGCAAUCCGGAGCGCACCGACUUUUUUUGGAACAAUCGUUCUGAAAUGAAUGCGGCUUUUUUCGAUUUGUGUGAUGUUGCUAAGCAGGUGAUGUUGAGUCUUCUAGAUAAGGAUAGCGCCACACCUAUGGAGGAGCAAGUUUUCUGGGCUUCUUAUGCCGCGCACCUCAGUUCAGCAUGCAGAGACGAGCUUCAGAUGCCAGAGGAUGCGAUGUCUCUGAAAAAGCUCAAUGUGAAGUUGAAAGACUUUCAGUUUGGUGGGGCGCGCUACUUUAAAAAUAUGCCCAUUGAGGAACAGAUGCGUAGACUCAAGCGGAGAGAGGAGCUUGAAGCAGCACGACGUAAUAAAGGUGUAUCCACUAAAUGUAGAAAUUGGCUCCUGAAUGAUUCAUUUGACUACCAAACCGAGGAUGAGUCCGUGGACUAUGAUAACUUGAAUCAAAUCUCACCUGAACUCAACGCCAAACGUGUCACUCAGGUCUUAGAUAUGUCGUUAAAGACCUCGGACAACAGAAACAUUGUUGAGAUUCUCGUGGUUCUUCCGGCACCUCGGAUCUAUUACGAGAAUGGCAACCAUUCUGUCGAUCACAAAUUCCAUGAAAACUCUGAGUGGUCGCGACUUUUAGCGAACCCUGCUGCGCAAAGAUUAAUGAAACUUUCCGGAAAAGCAAAAAACGUAUUACCUGAGGCUAUUUUAAAUGACAAGCUGCACAUCAUCUACGCAUUUCAAGGGAAUGAACCUGCACAGUCUUUUGAUUUUAUUGUCCUGCAGCACGUGUUGACUACGAUGAAUGAUAAAGUGGCCAAGGAGUAUGUUGCUAGUGUAGUACAAAAAACAAAGGGCUGUCUUUUGUUGGAGGAAACAGACGCAUUCUGUAGGCGUCACUACGUGCUUAAAAGAGAGAUACGGGAAAGAUACCAGUCUGUCGCUAUGGAUUGCUUUCAAAGACUUCAUUACAUUAAAUAUGGUGUUUAUAAAGCGAUUAUUCGCACAAAUCCUGGUAUACAAGAGCUAUUUCACGAUGUCGCUGUUCGAUACAAAAUCCAAGGCUCGCCAUUAAACACAACACUUCUCAUGAUUCCUGGAGGUCAGUAGCUUUUUUAUGUAUCUUUUUUUCGCGAAAUACAUAUUUAUAGAGAAAAAAUAUUCGUAUAUAUUUUUCCCCCCUCACAUAGAUAAACUCUUAGAUAGUUGACAACAUGUACAAUCUAGUUCUUGUGUCAUCUUUGCCUAUUUAUUCACGUGAAUUUGACUUCACUGGGGAUCAUAAAAACGUAUAUGAAAACAUCUCCUUUUCAUAUCUUUAAAGGAGGAAGGUGAGGGAUUCGAGUCGAAGUUAAAUAUCCACAUUAAUUAAUUUAUUUUAUCUGAUAUUUCCAUUUUGUUUAUGAUGUCUUUAGGACGUGUAAAUUCCUGAAACUAGUAGAUCACAAACGACUUGGUAAUAAAGAGAGGAUUGUGUUUUAGUGUAUUGUAUGUGCAACAAAUGUAUUGUGCGGUAACGGCCUAUGUGAAUCUAAUAUAUAAACACAAUAAUGUGAGUUUUUGACACAAAGACUACUGUGAAGUUUUGUGUGCACGUAUAAUUUGGCAGUAAAUUUAUCCAAGAAGGGCACUUUCUGCUGUAGUCCACACUUCAUUCACAUAUUGUUAUCAAAGAUUAUCGUACUGCUAAUUUCGAGAUGUCAAAACUAUAAUUUAGAUUGCAUUUUAUUUAUUUUUCUAACUUUAAUUUGUUUUACUAAGUUCUUCUCUAUUAUUGAAUUAAGUCCUAACAUUCUAUUUUCGAUCCAACAAUUGUUAACGACAUUGACUAAAAAAUCUGUAUAUUCGCGGUAUCAUUUUGCUUCUUAUUUGAUCUACUUCAAUUAAGUACAGUUCAAAACACUCAAAGUUUUUUAUUCUCAAUAAGUUUAAUCCCCUAUUCGUUCCGUUCAGCAUGAAAUUACCCUUUUGUACCCACAGUUUGUUUUUGUUGUUAUAUGCGUAAUGUUUAGAAAAUGUAUUAGUCACUUUAAUCUUAUAUCCCUAAAUCAAGUCGUGGGAAUUGUGCGCUCUAGGCAGACCAAUGAUCCCCUCACCGCAACCAAAAUGUUAAUCGAUGUUCGAUCUACUGCGGAAGUCGCUCAAACCGGCAUGAUACCAACUGCCGUCAACAUUCCGCUUUCAAUCUUGCCUGAUGUCCUAGACUAUGACAGCAAGGAUUUGACCAAUAAUGAUUUUGAAGAAACAUUUGGCGUCAAGAGACCCGUCAAGGGUGGUACAGUCCUCAUUUUUUAUUGUGCACAUGGUGUACGGUCUGCAAAGGCAACUGAGAUAGCAGAGCAACUUGGUUUUACCGGUGCUCUUAAUUUUUCAGGAAGUUGGGCAGAGUGGUCGGGCGCUUUUUGUGGCAAGGGUAAGUAGUAUGAUGCAAGUCGAACAAAAACGAAGAUGCCCCACUUUUGCUGUCCCCUGGAGGAAUAAAAGGGUAUUGUGUUCAUUUUUCAGCAUCUU
This is a messenger RNA of Phytomonas sp. Hart1, 3822 nucleotides long. The record is from the annotation of a GenBank genome assembly. Lineage: Eukaryota; Euglenozoa; Kinetoplastea; Trypanosomatida; Trypanosomatidae.